AUGGCUGACCGUGGUGGUGCACGAGGUGGUGGCUUCGGCUCCCGAGGCGACCGUGGUGGUGACCGACGUGGACGCGGCCGUGGCCGUGGCAGACGCGGAGGCAAGGACAGCGGCGAGAAGGAGUGGCAGCCCGUCACCAAGCUCGGCCGUCUCGUAAAGGCUGGCAAGAUCAAGAGCAUGGAGGAGAUCUACCUGCACUCUCUGCCCAUCAAGGAGUACCAGAUUGUCGACUUCUUCCUGCCCAAGCUCAAGGAUGAGGUCAUGAAGAUCAAGCCCGUCCAGAAGCAGACCCGUGCUGGUCAGCGCACCCGAUUCAAGGCCAUUGUCAUCAUUGGUGACUCCGACGGCCACGUCGGUCUCGGUAUCAAGACCUCCAAGGAAGUCGCUACUGCUAUCCGUGCCGCCAUCAUCAUCGCCAAGCUGAGCGUCAUCCCCGUCCGUCGUGGUUACUGGGGUACCAACCUUGGUCUUCCCCACUCCCUGCCCGUCAAGGAGAGCGGAAAGUGCGGUUCCGUCACCGUCAGACUUAUCCCUGCCCCCCGUGGUACCCAGAUUGUCGCUUCGCCCGCCGUCAAGCGUCUCCUCCAGCUUGCCGGUAUUGAGGAUGCCUACACCUCCUCUUCCGGUUCCACCAAGACCCUCGAGAACACCCUGAAGGCCACCUUCGUCGCCAUCUCGAACACCUACGGUUUCCUGACCCCCGAGCUGUGGAAGGAGACCAAGCUGAUCAGAUCCCCUCUCGAGGAGUUUGCCGACACUCUGCGCGAGGGCAAGAAGUACUAA
This is a messenger RNA of Pestalotiopsis fici W106-1, 783 nucleotides long. RefSeq names its product 40S ribosomal protein S2. Gene Ontology annotation, biological process: translation. The transcript is spliced from 3 exons. Gene Ontology annotation, molecular function: structural constituent of ribosome; RNA binding. The record is from RefSeq and is a predicted model, not a curated record. Gene Ontology annotation, cellular component: cytosolic small ribosomal subunit; ribosome. The coding region runs from base 1 to 783 and encodes 260 amino acids. NCBI's taxonomy places the organism in Eukaryota, Fungi, Ascomycota, Sordariomycetes, Amphisphaeriales, Sporocadaceae.